CGAUGUUGGUCGGCCGCCGGUGGCUUUACUUUCCUCGUUUCAUCGGCAGAGUUCAGGACAACGCAGUCAACUUGUGAGGAUACACCUCUCCUUGCUACGAUUUCCACAUUUUGCGAGCCGAAUGCUGUGGCAACAUUUCGUGGUGUGGCGGCUCCUCAAUCGCUUGAGCAGCAGCGCCCAUGCCGCCAAUACCGAGUCGUCGUUAAUGUGCAUCGCCUUGCCACACAAUCGUGUUUUCCUCAGAUCGAUCGACAACUUCAAGCCAUGUUACCACGACGCUCGUCUUUGGGUUGCCAAUUUCAACCAGGUUUUCGUAUCGCCCUUCGAAGAGACGUGUGCGUGGUCAUGGAGGUCUCAUGGUCGUAUAGUUCUCGUUCGUGCUGGUGCCGGACGACUGUCAGUUGCUCAACUGCCCGUGUUCGAGAAUGCAUAUACCUUCCGUUGACAUCUCCUAAAGGCUCAAGGCUCAAGACCAGACAAAGACAUGAAUUCAUUCAAGACCAUCGACCUCGCUUUGGGACUACGAACUAACACA
Molecule: messenger RNA, 535 nt
Organism: Laetiporus sulphureus 93-53
Lineage: Eukaryota; Fungi; Basidiomycota; Agaricomycetes; Polyporales; Laetiporaceae
Exons: 3
Coding region: 122-445 (107 amino acids)
Source: RefSeq, a predicted model, not a curated record